AUGAAGACAACAGCCCUCGCCCUCGCAACAGCCCUGCUGGGCGCGGCGGGCGCCCACGCCCACGGGCCAAAGACGGCCGGCGAGGUGGCCCAGUUCCUGGACCGGCAGACGACGGCGUACCACUGUGCGCCGCAGAUUGCCGUGCUCGAGGGCCAGCGGAAGCGCAGCUUUGCCCAGCGCGUCCUGGGCGGCGACCCCACGUCGCACCAGCAGCUGUUUGCCGCCGGCUACUUUGAGCCCGAGUCGAUGAUGCUCGAUGGCGGCGCGGGCCUGGGCGACGUCGUGCGCAAGGUCGAGGCCGAGAGCGGCAAGAAGCUCAUGGCGUGCGAGCCCGUCACCGAGACAAAGAUCCGCAACUCCACCUGCGUCCUCGCCCCCGAGGUGACCGAGGGCCCCUACUACCACACCGAGGGCCACCCGAUCCGGAGCAACAUGGCCGAGUGGCAGCUCGGCCUGCUGUUCAUGAUGAACGUCGGCGUCAUCGACGUCGAGACGUGCGAGCCCGUGCAGAACGUCCUCGUCGACCUCUGGCACGCCAAUGCGACGGGCUACUACGCCGGCCACCCGGACCCGCGGCCGGACCUCGUCAACGAGGAGCCGGCGUCGUCGGGCCCGCGCAAGGGCCUCCUCUCGGCCUACCCGCGCACCAACGACGAAGAGACGUGGCUUCGCGGCGCGCUGCCCACCGAUGCCAACGGUGUCGCCGAGUUCACCUCCAUCUUCCCCGGCUACUACCAGGGCCGCGCGACGCACGUGCAUGUCAAGGUGCACCCCGAGUGGAGCGUGCUGCCCAACGGCACCUUUGUCAGCGGCCGCCUCGCGCACACGGGCCAGUUCUUUGUCGACGACAAGCUCAACAUGGAGAUCGACAAGCUGCAGCCGUACAACGAGAACCCGCUGGCGCACAUGCCCGGGCGCAAGCGCACGCGCAACUGGGAGGACUCGCUCCAGAUCUUUCAGCACUCGUUCGACGGCGGCUACAUGCCCACCUUUGACAUCCAGCCCCUCGGCGGCGUGCUCCAGCAGGGCCUCAUCGGCUACGUGACCAUGGGCGUCAACAUGUCGGCGAGCUACGAGGCCAAGUGGACGCCCAACUCGGGCCGCGGCAUGGCCAAGUAG
This is a messenger RNA of Acaromyces ingoldii, 1119 nucleotides long. Its product is annotated as aromatic compound dioxygenase. Gene Ontology annotation, molecular function: iron ion binding; oxidoreductase activity, acting on single donors with incorporation of molecular oxygen, incorporation of two atoms of oxygen. The coding region runs from base 1 to 1119 and encodes 372 amino acids. The transcript has a single exon. NCBI's taxonomy places the organism in Eukaryota, Fungi, Basidiomycota, Exobasidiomycetes, Exobasidiales, Cryptobasidiaceae. The record is from RefSeq and is a predicted model, not a curated record.